Molecule: messenger RNA, 280 nt
Organism: Aphanomyces astaci
Lineage: Eukaryota; Oomycota; Saprolegniomycetes; Saprolegniales; Verrucalvaceae
Exons: 1
Source: RefSeq, a predicted model, not a curated record
AUGGUGCCCAUCGUAAUGACUGCGCUGUUCCCCGAACGUUCCGAUACCCAUCAUUCUCGCGACCAUCACACAGUGUACCGCAACAUCUGGUUCUCCCAAUCACGGCUGUACCGGCGGACUCCGAUCCGGCCGAGGGAGCCGACUUUCGUGCUGGUCAAGCAAAGUCACUGCCGGCUGGACGAAGAUUUCGAUUGUUUGGUGCCACCUGAUGUGGUGUCGUUGUUGUCCUCGACCGCUCCACCUCCUGCUUCAUCGGACGCCAAGGCCUGGACAUCAGCUU